AUGUAUUCUUUUUUGCAAAAUAAUAGUAUAAAAUUAGUAAUUAGUUCUUUACUUUUCAUUGUUGGAUCGAUUUUUAUUCAAAAUUGGUACUUUAAAAAUAAUAAUUUAGUUUCUAAUGAUUCGGCUGUACAACUUCCUUUAACUGAAGAGGAUUUAUCACAUUAUAAUGGAGUUGGUAAUGAUAAGUUGUAUCUUGGUAUACUUGGAUCAGUUUUCGACGUCUCAAGUGGAAAAAGACAUUACAAGAAAGGAAGUUCUUACCACUAUUUUGUAGGUAAAGAUGGCACUAGAGCUCUUGUAACUGGAAACUUUAAAGAUGAAACUGAUGAAAAAGAUCAUGUGUUAGAUUUGAAGUGUGAUGAUAUAUUUGCUAUUAUUAAUUGGAGAAAGACUUUUCGUGAAAAAUAUGUGUAUGUAGGUAUGGUUAAAGGAAGGUACUAUGCAUCAGAUGGUACAGAAACAGAAUACAUGAAGAAAUUUAAAAUUAAAUUAAAAGAAUGUAGAGAAGAAAAGGAAAAUCUAAAAAAACAGGAUCAGUUAUAUCCUCCAUGUAAUGUCGCUUGGAGUGAAGCAGAGGGUACUAGAGUGUGGUGCUCAAAGUCUAGUGGUGGCAUACAAAGAAGUUGGAUUGGAGUUCCACGUCAAUUAUACACUCCUGGUGAUAAGAAGCCUAAAUGUGUCUGCAUUAAAGAAGACACAAAUAUGUUAAAACCUUAUCAUGGUUGUUCAAGUACCUCUACUGAAUGUUAUAUUAAUGUAGAUUAA
Messenger RNA from Pieris macdunnoughi, 765 nucleotides. The record is from the annotation of a GenBank genome assembly. Lineage: Eukaryota; Metazoa; Arthropoda; Insecta; Lepidoptera; Pieridae.